This is a messenger RNA of Mizuhopecten yessoensis (Yesso scallop), 2078 nucleotides long. Its product is annotated as mediator of RNA polymerase II transcription subunit 17-like. The record is from RefSeq and is a predicted model, not a curated record. Gene Ontology annotation, cellular component: mediator complex; core mediator complex. Gene Ontology annotation, molecular function: transcription coregulator activity. The transcript has 14 exons. Lineage: Eukaryota; Metazoa; Mollusca; Bivalvia; Pectinida; Pectinidae. Gene Ontology annotation, biological process: regulation of transcription by RNA polymerase II. The coding region runs from base 1 to 1926 and encodes 641 amino acids.
AUGGCGGCGGCAGGAGUCAGUAUUUGCGUCGAAGCCGUGCAAGAAAACCAAAUACAAGAAUGUCGAGUUGUGGAGAGGGCAGAUGGAGACGGCCAGGAGAUACAGGAAGUAUACGUCCAGCCGCUGUCCAUGUCGGAGAACUUGAGUAAACUUGCCCACAAGAUCGACUUUUACAAGGAUGAAUCUGAUGACAAGAAAGGAUCAUCAGGUGACAUAGAAAAGGAAAGUGAUGAUAAGAACGCUAUAUCAUUCCAACCCUCACUAUGGCCCUGGGACUCUGUCAGGAACAAAAUCAAGGGCUCCUUAACGGAGAUGAGUGUACUACUGGAUGUGCUCAACAUUACCAAGGAGAAGCGCUACAUGAUCCUUGACCAGGUUUCUCAACCUGCGCCUGAUCCCAAACCUCAACUCCAGCUUCAACUCCUCUCCAAGAAAUCGGCCCUCAAUGAGGCGACCAAUGUUUUAUUGAAUGGGGCGGAGAGAUUGCGACGAUCCCAGUCAGAGAUGGGGAGUAAACCACAGGGAGACUUCCAUAUAGAGCUGCUCAAGCUCAGACAGAACUGGCGACUCAAGAAGGCAGGAAAGUUGAUACUCGGGGACCUGAGUUACAAGUCAGCUGGGUCACGAUACUGGCAGGGAGGAACCUUUGAGGUGGUCAAGAGCACGUCUGUUGCAGAGGGGUCAGAGGCCACCUUACCAAAGGGCAGUCUGGAGGUCAUCAUCCCUAGCGAACUGGAGGGUGUAGCAUACAUUCAGGUGGAGGUCAAGGUCGUCCCUGAAGCCAUGGACUUGAUGAGUGCAAUUUUGAAGAUCCCAUCUGGCCUAGGCACCAUACCUACUGAUGCCUACUGGCAACAGAAACUGGAGGUGGCACAGAAUGUCCUCUUCUGUAAAGAAAUAUUUGCACAUUUGGCCCGGGAAGCUGUCCAAAGUAAAUCAUCAGUACCUCAUCUAGUCGUUGGCAAUCAGAUCAUCACAAAUAUAUUCCCUGGUAUUCAACUUUCCAUUGUGCUGUGCCAUUCUCCUGGGAAAGAGAAAGAGAAAAAGCAAUCAUCAGCACCUCAUAAAUUGGACCACAAUCAUGUGUUGGAGCACUCUCUCCAUCAACUCUUACGUGAGCUUCACUACAAAAACAUCCACUUCUCCCCGCCACAUCCUGUCACAUCUGUCAUCGGCAUCUCAAAGAAACGUCGACUAGCUGGACCCAGUGCCCUGUCACGGUCAGAACUGGCUGAAAUGAUGGAGAGCGAAACUUUACUACAUCAAAUCAUCAAGCAGACAAAACACAGUGUUUUACGCCUAAGAACCAUGAAGACUAUAGACCAUUAUGCUUCAAUGCAGAAAGAUCCCAACCUAGCUACUCACUGGAACUGUACAAACAACAGUCUAGAGGCGAGCUGUCGGGUAGUGAUCACAUCCCAAGGAUACGAUCUACGGGUGUGGCACAGCUUUGUAUUGAACAUUGGUGUAGACAUGGUGAAAGCUGUCACCCGUGAGGGGCGUGUCUACACAUUCUCCUACGAGGAACGGGAACUGGAGGACUUCAUCAUGUGGCAGAUAUCACAGCACCAGUUGAGUGUUUCCCAGAACCUAGCCCGUAUGAUGGGAUGGCAGAUGCUCAGUACCAGUACUGCCCUUGGGGUGGGGGACAUGGAAGAUGUGGGCACAGCCUCCUCACUAGUACUUGCUUCACCAAGUCAUGACAGGGUGCUGGCAAUAAAGAGCGGACCAAGUAGUGGUGUGAAGGUCUUCCUGCAGUGUCAUUCCAAAGAUCACAAUGGCAAGAACAGAGCUGUAUUAAAAGACAUCAAAUGGCAAAGCAUAGGCACAGACUUUCAGUCCGUCGACCUCGCACGGUUUGACGGGCGUAGCUUUGCUUCAAAGUUUGAACUGUUACUGGCAGUACUUGCUAGAUCAUCAAAGUGAGUGUUGUUUGUCUUGUUCUAUAGUGCUAAUAUGUGACAUUAUUGUGAAAGAAUGCUGCCAUUUAGAGAAGAACUUUUAAUGAGGGAAAAUGUCAGAUGCAUCAAAUUCGAUUUGAAAACGAUGAUCACAGGAUUGAUAUGGAAACAUAUCUG